This is a messenger RNA of Candoia aspera, 2872 nucleotides long. It is a transcript of the gene ATL2, whose product is annotated as atlastin GTPase 2. Gene Ontology annotation, molecular function: GTPase activity; GTP binding. The record is from RefSeq and is a predicted model, not a curated record. Lineage: Eukaryota; Metazoa; Chordata; Lepidosauria; Squamata; Candoiidae. The transcript has 13 exons. Bases 17 to 1735 code for a protein of 572 amino acids. Gene Ontology annotation, biological process: protein homooligomerization; endoplasmic reticulum organization.
UUUAAACCUGGACAAGAUGGCGGAAGGGGACGCGGCUCGGUACGGGCAGGGAGUGGAACAGCCUCGGCUUCAACCGGACUUGGCAGGAGAGAGCUAUGAGGAUGCAGAAGAGAAUGCCUCUUUGGAUGCUGAUGAAGAAGUGAUUACUGAAAAGCCAUGCCCAGUACAGAUAGUUCUUGCUCAUGAAGAUGAUCAUAACUUUGAACUGGAUGAAUCAGCAUUGGAGAGAAUCUUGCUUCAGGAACACAUACGAGAUCUCAACAUUGUAGUAGUUUCUGUUGCUGGUGCAUUCCGUAAAGGCAAAUCAUUUCUCUUGGAUUUCAUGCUUAGGUAUAUGUAUAACAAGGAGUCAUCAUCUUGGAUAGGUGGAAAUAAUGAGCCUUUGACUGGCUUUACAUGGAGAGGAGGGUGUGAGAGAGAAACAACUGGCAUUCAAAUUUGGAGUGAAGUAUUCAUAAUUCCCAAGCCUGAUGGGACAAAGGUUGCUGUAUUACUAAUGGAUACCCAAGGUGCCUUUGAUAGCCAAUCAACUAUCAAAGAUUGUGCAACAGUAUUUGCUUUAAGCACCAUGACAAGUUCAGUCCAGGUAUACAACUUAUCACAGAACAUCCAAGAAGAUGAUCUUCAGCAUUUGCAACUGUUUACAGAGUAUGGAAGGCUAGCAAUGGAAGAAAUUUACCAAAAGCCAUUUCAGACUCUUAUGUUCUUAAUUAGAGACUGGAGCUAUCCAUAUGAACAUCCAUAUGGUUUAAAAGGAGGAAAACAAUUUCUAGAAAAGCGAUUGCAGGUAAAGUUGCACCAGCAUGAAGAGCUUCAGAACGUAAGGAAGCACAUUCACUCAUGUUUCAGUAACCUAGGCUGUUUCCUGUUGCCGCACCCUGGCCUUAAAGUUGCAACUAACCCAAACUUUGAUGGGAGGCUAAAUGAUAUUGAUGAAGAGUUUAAGAGAGAGUUGCGGAAUCUGAUUCCUUUGCUGCUUGCCCCUGAAAAUCUGGUAGAAAAAGAGAUUAGUGGCUCAAAAGUGACUUGUAGAGAUCUUGUACAAUAUUUUAAGGCUUAUAUUAAAAUCUAUCAAGGAGAGGAAUUACCUCAUCCUAAAUCAAUGCUUCAGGCAACAGCAGAAGCCAACAACCUUGCUGCAGUAGCUGGAGCAAAAGAUACUUACAACAAAGAAAUGGAACAGGUUUGUGGUGGAGAUAAGCCUUACAUAGCUCCUGCAGACUUAGCGCAAAAGCAUCAAGAUCUUAAAGGAUUAGCAGUCAAACAUUUCCGUUCUGUGAAGAAGAUGGGAGGCGAGGAGUUCUGUCGCCGUUACCAGGACCAGCUUGAAGAAGAGCUUGAUGAAAUCUAUGCAAACUUUGUGAAGCACAAUGAUGGCAAAAACAUCUUCUAUGCUGCUCGUACACCAGCGACUCUAUUUGCUGUCAUGUUUGCUAUGUAUAUAAUCUCAGGACUGACUGGAUUCCUUGGCAUGAACUUCAUAGCAACCCUGUGUAACUUUGUGAUGGGCUUAACACUUGUCUCCCUUUGUACAUGGGCAUAUGUUAAAUACUCCGGGGAAUUCAGAGAAAUUGGAACACUCAUUGAUCAGAUGGCGGAAGUACUAUGGGAACAGGUGAUAAAACCUCUUGGGGAUAAUUUGAUUGAGGAUACCAUGAGACAAUCGGUUACAAACUCUAUCAAAGCAGGCCUGACUGAACAGAUGUCUCAGCAUGCCAGAUUAAAGACAGAUUGACAGCUCACCUCAUCUCAUCUGCCUGUCCAUCCUAGACUUGCUUGCUGUACAAUGAGAACUCAAUAAACCAAAGUUUACAUUUGACUAUAAAGCACUAGUUUAGUCUGACUGGAUUCCUAAUGUACUGCCAUCGUAUUGUGGGAAGAUAACAGUAGGAGUUCAGGAGAAGAAAUUGGACUGUUUUUAAGAGUUUAUCCGUGAUUUGCUCCCGCGAUGUCAUGGAAAUGGGGAAAGGGAAGAUCAUAACCACAAUACCAGUGCUCUUUGUGCCCAGGGGAAGGAGGUAUGGUCUGAUUUAUGGAAAUGUAUCUACUGUAAAGGGUUUUUCAGGGAAGUAUCAAAACUAUACAGUGAAAUCUUUUAACAGAAUGUAUAACCACACAAAGUCCCAUUAAACGUUUUAAUUUUCAGCAUUUAUAACAUGAGUCCAGUUGACGUAUCAGCAGUAGCAGUCAACUGAGAAGUCAUGUUUGAGCCACUACAUUUUUCUGCUCUUCCAUUACUGCCUUCUCUACCAGUAUUACCCAAACGCAUGUGUAUUGUUCUCCACAGAUGCUACAUUUAGAGAUUAACAGUAACAUUGUCCUGCUUUUUUUCAGUUUAGAGACCUUGUCUUACAGGAUAUGCAUAUCAAGAAAAGAGCUGUUUUUCUCUGCAGUUUUAGCCUACAUGUAUAUACAAUAUGCCAUUAUUACUGAGGGCAGAAAAUCCAUCCAAAAAUUCAAAGUCUGUUUCCUACAGCUACAAAGCAAUGAGUUCAGAUUGUCUGUACAGUGUGUCUAGUUAUUUUUUUAAUCACAGGGCAUGUAUAAAAUAUAAAUAUAUAAAUACAAUUUUGUAUCAAAGUUUUGUAGUUUAUGGCAAAACCUGGUUCUGUGAUCAGCUAAGUACAGUCCCUGUAAAGGAAUGUUUGUGGCUCAUGUAAAUGUGUGGAUGCAUAAAAACAAUUUAGUUUUUUUGAUAUAUUUGUGAUAUUUACCUGCCUUGAACACUGCAGUCUCAUCCCACGGGAAAUCAGUGGGAAUGUUUGUUGUGAUUGUCUUCAGUUACAUUUUAAAGUUAUUUCCUGUAAUUUAUUUUCUGGUACAUUAAAAUCAAAUGUGUAUAUAUGAAAUUAAACCCAUGAUUUUAUUUAAA